This is a messenger RNA of Prunus mume (Japanese apricot), 1270 nucleotides long. RefSeq names its product Peroxidase superfamily protein. The record is from RefSeq and is a predicted model, not a curated record. Lineage: Eukaryota; Viridiplantae; Streptophyta; Magnoliopsida; Rosales; Rosaceae. Gene Ontology annotation, molecular function: heme binding; peroxidase activity. Gene Ontology annotation, biological process: hydrogen peroxide catabolic process; response to oxidative stress.
AUGUUACUUCAACAUUCCUGUCUCAUAAAUUAAUCCAAUCAACACCAUAAAUCCACUAUUUCAUUUUCUACAAUGGAGAACAUAAGGAGGAGGAUGUUCUUGAUAGUACUACUAACAAUGGUUUUUCAUGGCAUUGGAACUUCUGUUGAGCAUGAUGGACCUCUAUUUCUUGACUAUUACAAAGAAAGGUGCCCUUUGGCAGAAGAGAUUGUGAGGCGUAGUGUUUCAAUUGCAGUGGCUAAAGACCCUCGAAUGGCGGCUUCACUCCUUCGCUUGCAUUUUCAUGAUUGUUUUGUUUUGGGGUGCGAUGCAUCUGUUCUUUUGGACAGCUACGGAGGCAUAGUCAGUGAAAAGCAAGCCGGCCCAAACCUAGAUUCUUUACGAGGAUUUGAGGUUGUCGAUGAGAUAAAGUAUCACCUGGAAGAGGCUUGUCCAACAACAGUUUCAUGUGCUGAUAUUCUAGCCUUGGCUGCUCGCGAUGCUGUUGCAUUGAGAGGUGGACCAAGCUGGAAUGUGUGGCUAGGCAGGAGAGACUCACUGGAAGCAAGCUUCAGUGGUGCCAACCAGCUCAUCCCAGCUCCGAAUUCCUCUCUAGAAACUCUCAUUGCCAAUUUCAAACAACAGGGCCUUGAUGUAGGAGACUUGGUUACCUUGUCAGGUAGCCACACAAUGGGAAGGGCAAGAUGUUUAAGUUUCAGACAGAGGGUGUAUGAUGUAAACUUCAGAGGAAAAUACGAAUUAUACGAUAAAUACAAGAGAUAUACGACCUUUCGAAGAAUGCUACGGUCCAUAUGCCCGAAAUCAGGGAGGGACGAUGAAUUAGCACCGCUUGAUUUUCAGACACCAGCCAGAUUUGACAACCAUUACUACCUUAACAUACUCCAAGGGAAAGGUUUAUUGGGGUCUGAUAAUGUGUUGGUCACACAAGAUCAUGACGGGGAGAUACUAAAGCAGGUGUGGGCUUAUGCCUCUGAUCAAAAGCUUUUCUUUGCUUCAUUUGUAAAAUCAGUGAUCAAGAUGGGAAAUAUCAACACAUUGACUGGAAACCAAGGAGAGAUCAGGAAGCAUUGUAGGUUUGUCAAUGCCUAGCCUAGGUAGUGCAUGUAUGAUGUAUGUAUGGAUAUUGAACUCAAUGUUCAUUUUAUGGGUUUCUUAUUAUCUGCAUUACAUGCUUUAGAAAUUACUGAUAGCACUUUAAAUAGACUUCACCCGAUCUUCUAAUGGUUUAUUGGUACUUCUCUUUUUUAGAGUUGAAAGAUGUUAUGAGUUC